AACAUAGCAAAAGCCAUUAAAUUGCUUUGUUUUUGUACGUAAACAUUAUCUCUAAUGGAGCCCACCAACUUAAAUUAAAAACCCGUUCUUUUACUUUUUUGCUCAUCUCUUUGUUCAUUCCCUUGAAAACCCAGAUUAACAAGGCAAUUAUUUGUUGAAUUUUGGAAGAAUUGAAUCAUGAACUGGCGAGCAAUUGCUGGGUCACUACAAAUCUUGGGUGCCCAUUUUUUUCUUUUCAGUUUUACUGUCUUGCUGGUUGCUAAGCUCGAUCACUACGUCUUCUACUCUUGGUGGAUAAUUUUCGUCCCACUUUGGCUAUUCCAUGCAGUUGUUGCUCGCGGAAGAUUCUCAUUACCUGCUCCCUCAGUUCCACAUGAUCGCCAUUGGGCACCAUGCCAUGCCGUUGUUGCAACACCUUUGCUGAUUGCAUUCGAGCUUCUUCUCUGUAUAUAUCUUGAGAGCUUGUAUGUCAACAAAUUUGCAGCUGUAAGCUUAAAGAUUGUCUUUCUUCCGCUGUUAGCAUUUGAGAUAAUUAUCCUCAUUGACAACUUCAGAAUGUGCAAGGCUUUAUUACCAGGUGACGAUGAUAGCAUGAGCGAUGAAGCAAUAUGGGAGACACUUCCGCAUUUCUGGGUGGCCAUCUCCAUGGUUUUCUUUGUUGCGGCUACAGUCUUUACUCUCCUGAAGCUCAAUGGUGAUGUGGGUGCUCUAGGCUGGUGGGAUCUAUUUAUAAAUUUUGGAAUUGCACAAUGCUUUGCGUUUCUUGUUUGUACCAAGUGGUCCAAUCCUAUGAUUCAUAGAGCGUCAUACACUCAGGAAGCCAGCUCAUCUUCUUCUGCAAUUCGGUACCUUGACUGGAACAGUGGCUUGGUGGUGCUUCCAGACGAUCAGUCACAAGAUGGAAUUUGUACUCUGCCCGACAUUGGGGGCCAUAUUAUGAAGAUUCCCAUCAUAGUUUUUCAAGUUCUUCUUUGUAUGCAUUUGGAGGGACAGCCUGCUGGUGCUAGAGAUAUCCCUCUUCCAGCUCUCUUCUCUCCUCUUUUUCUACUGCAAGGAGCUGGACUCCUCUUUGCCACCUCUAGAUUUGUGGAGAGACUUGUACUUUUGCUGCGUGGUGGCACUGCUACUGGAAGAUAUUUUGUGUUUUCUUCUAAAGUUCAGGAAUGCUUUGGUUUCCUGAAUCACGGCUCCAGGCUAUUGGGUUGGUGGUCAAUUGAUGAAGGAAGUCGAGAAGAACAUGCACGACUUUUCCAAAACGGGGCCUCUGGUUAUGACACUUUCUGUGGUUAUCCGCCUGAAAUAGUUAAGAAGAUGCCCAAGAAGGACCUUGCUGAGGAGGUUUGGAGACUUCAAGCUGCACUUGGUGAGCAAACAGAAAUUACAAAAUUCAGCCAGCAGGAGUACGAAAGACUUCAAAAUGAAAAAGUUCUAUGCAGGGUUUGUUUUGAGGGAGAGAUAAGCGUAGUCCUCAUUCCAUGUCGACAUCGCAUCCUGUGCAGCAACUGCUCAGAAAGAUGUAAAAAGUGCCCUAUUUGCCGUAUUGUUAUUGAGGAACGUUUGCCCGUUUACGAUGUCUAGAUGUAAAUAUUAAUCCAACUGAUAUUUACUUGUAACUGAAAUUCACAGUAAAGGUUAGAUAUCGUUGCAAAAAAUCAUUGCACACUUCUGACUGCAGUUUUUAGAGAAGGAGUGUUGUUGGUCUUAAGAGACAUGAUGAUUUUAGAGAUAGUUGUGCUGUACAAAUACUAAGAUAAGUUCCUGCUGUAAAUAUGCAUUGCACAGCUGCACUAUCGGCUUUCUUCGAUGUGGAUUAUGGAAAGUUAGUAAAUAUUAAUAUAGCUUUCUUCAGUCUCA
This is a messenger RNA of Daucus carota subsp. sativus, 1854 nucleotides long. RefSeq lists its product as uncharacterized. The record is from RefSeq and is a predicted model, not a curated record. The transcript is spliced from 14 exons. NCBI's taxonomy places the organism in Eukaryota, Viridiplantae, Streptophyta, Magnoliopsida, Apiales, Apiaceae. The coding region runs from base 178 to 1578 and encodes 466 amino acids.